Eurypyga helias (sunbittern) is the source of this 5439-nucleotide messenger RNA. RefSeq names its product protein tyrosine phosphatase, receptor type, F (gene PTPRF). Gene Ontology annotation, biological process: protein dephosphorylation. The coding region runs from base 41 to 5095 and encodes 1684 amino acids. Gene Ontology annotation, molecular function: protein tyrosine phosphatase activity; protein binding. Lineage: Eukaryota; Metazoa; Chordata; Aves; Eurypygiformes; Eurypygidae. The record is from RefSeq and is a predicted model, not a curated record. The transcript has 29 exons.
GGGCUGCGCUGUCUCUGGUCUCACAGGGCUGGGGGUCAAAAUGUGUUUGUUGCGGCGUGUUGCUCCUCGAUUCUCUAUCCCUCCGAGCAACCACGAGGUGAUGCCUGGGGGGAGCGUGAACCUCACGUGCGUGGCAGUAGGUGCUCCGAUGCCCUACGUGAAGUGGAUGGCUGGCGUGGAGGAACUGACCAAAGAGGAUGAGAUGCCCGUCGGUAGGAACGUCCUGGAGCUGAACAAUAUCGUGCAGUCUGCCAACUACACCUGCGUGGCCAUCUCCUCCCUCGGCAUGAUCGAAGCCACAGCCCAGAUCACUGUCAAAGCACUGCCAAAACCUCCAACGGAGCCAUUAGUGACUGAAACGACAGCUACCAGCGUGACCCUCACCUGGGAUUCAGGCAACUCCGACCCCAUUUCCUAUUACGUCAUCCAGUACAAGCCCAAAUCCUUGGAGGGUCAGUUCCAGGAGGUAGAUGGUGUGGCAACAACCCGCUAUAGCAUAGGUGGGCUCAGCCCCUUCUCGGAGUAUGAGUUCCGGGUCAUUGCAGUCAAUAACAUUGGCAGGGGGCCCCCCAGUGAGCUGGUCGAGGCCCGGACAGGAGAGCAAGCUCCUUCAAGUCCACCCCUCAAGGUCCAGGCCCGGAUGCUGAGCGCCAGCACCAUGUUGGUCCAGUGGGAGCAGCCAGAGGAGCCAAACGGACAGAUCAGAGGGUACCGCGUCUACUAUACCACCGACUCGCAUCUGCCUCUGAGCAUGUGGCAGAAACACAACACCGAUGACAGCCACCUCACCACCGUGGGGAGCCUCAUCACGGGGACCACCUACAGCAUCCGCGUCCUGGCCUUUACUUCGGUGGGCGACGGGCCCCCCUCGGACAUCAUCCAGGUCAAAACGCAGCAAGGGGUUCCUGCCCAACCAGCUGACUUCCAGGCAGAAGCAGAGUCUGAUACCCGCAUCCUGCUGACAUGGCUCCCUGCCUCUCAGGAACGCAUUACCAAAUACGAGCUGCUGUAUUGGGAAGGGGAGGAUGGCACUCAGCAAAAGGUGGAAUUUGACCCAACCUCCUCGUAUGCUGUGGAAGGUCUCAAACCAGACACGCUGUAUAAGUUUCGUCUGGGUGCCCGCUCAGAGCUCGGGGUAGGAGUCUACACCCCCACGAUUGAAGCCAGAACUGCCCAAUCCACCCCCUCCGCCCCACCCCAAGAAGUCGAGUGUGUAAGCACCAGCUCCACUACCAUCCGGGUAAGUUGGGUGCCGCCGCCUGCCCAGAGCCGCAAUGGGGUCAUCACCCAGUACUCCAUUGCCUACCAGGCAGUGGAAGGAGAUGACAACACCAAGCAUGUGGUGGAUGGCAUUGGACGGGAGCACUCCAGCUGGGAGAUCAAGGACCUGGAGAAAUGGACCGAGUACAAGGUGUGGGUAAGGGCUCACACCGAUGUGGGGCCAGGACCGGAGAGCGUCCCCGUGCACGUGCGCACUGACGAGGAUGUGCCCAGUGCCCCACCGCGCAAGGUGGAGGUAGAGUCUGUGAAUUCGACUGCCAUCCGGGUGAGCUGGAAGCUGCCCAUCUCCAACAAGCAGCACGGGCAGAUCCGCGGGUACCAGGUUACGUACGUGAAGCUGGAAAACAAUGAGCCCCGAGGGCAGCCAGUGAUCAAGGACGUCAUGCUGUCGGAAGCACAGUGGAGAGCUGAGGACUCCGUGGACCAUGAGACGGUCAUUGGAGGCCUGCUGCCGGAAACCACCUACUCCGUCACAGUUGCUGCCUACACCACCAAAGGAGAUGGUGCCCGCAGCAAGCCCAAAGUCAUCACCACCACAGGGGCAGUCCCGGGGAAGCCCACCAUGAUGAUUAGCACGACAGCCAUGAACACAGCCCUCAUCCAGUGGCACCCACCCAAGGAGAUGGUAGGGGAGCUGCUGGGUUACCGGCUGCAGUACAGACGUCUUGAUGAGGAAAAGAUGAACACGAUAGACUUCGGGAAGAGAGACCAUCACUACACUGUGACCAACCUGCACAAGGGGGCCACGUACCUCUUCAAGCUGUCUGCCAAGAACAGAGCUGGCCCAGGAGAGGAGUUUGAGAAGGAGAUCACUACUGCGGAAGACGUGCCAAGUGGCUUCCCACAGAACCUGCGUGUGGUGGGUCUCACCACUUCCACCACAGAAGUUGCCUGGGACCCCCCAGUCUUGGCAGAAAGAAAUGGCAAGAUCGUCAACUACACAGUGGUAUACAGGGAUAUAAAUAGCCAGCAGGACCUGUUUAACAUCACCAAGGACACAAGUAUUACUCUGACGAAUUUGAAGCCCGAUACCACUUACGACAUCAAAGUGAGGGCCCGCACCAAUAAGGGGGUUGGGCCGCUCAGCCCCAGCAUCCAGUCCCGGACCAUGCCUGUUGAGCAAGUGUUUGCUAAGAACUUCCGCGUCAAUGCCGUCAUGAAAACGUCUGUGUUGCUGAGCUGGGAAGUGCCUGACUCCUAUAAAUCUGCAGUGCCUUUUAAGAUUCUGUACAAUAGCCAGAGUGUGGAGGUGGAUGGCCACUCGAUGAAGAAACUCAUAAGUGACCUCCAGCCUGACACGGACUAUUCCUUUGUGCUAAUGAACCGUGGGAGCAGUGCUGGGGGGCUCCAGCACCUUGUCUCAAUCCGCACCGCUCCGGACGUCUUGCAAAGCAAACCCAUCGCCACAAACAAGUACAUACAGGAAGGAAAAUUCACACUCACACUUCCCAAAGUGCAGACCACUGUGCCGGUUAGGUGGUACUACAUUGUGGUUGUGCCAGCGGAUCAGAGCACCAGCAGCCCUACCGCUCGGUGGCGGACGCCUGACGAGAUGGAGCUGGACCAGCUGCUGGAGGCCAUAAGCCAGGGGAGUCAGAGCCGGCGCCAGCGACGCCAAGCAGACAGGCUCAAGCCCUACAUUGCUGCUCAAGUGGAUGUGCUGCCCGAGACCUUCACGCUGGGGGACGAGAAGAACUACAAAGGUUUCUACAACAAGCCCCUGUCUCAAGACCUGAGCUAUCGCUGCUUCGUGCUGGCCUCACUGGAGGAUGGGGACACGAAGAGAUACGCAGCCAGCCCCUACUCAGAUGAGAUUGUGAUGGAAGUAGCUUCAGCAAAGCAGCAGGAUGAACCGGAGAUGCUGUGGGUGAUGGGACCUGUCCUGGCCGUCAUAUUAAUCAUCAUCAUUGUCAUUGCUAUACUCCUCUUCAAAAGUAAGCAAGAAAGGAAAAGGGCACACUCCCCCUCUUCCAAGGAUGAGCACUCCAUUGGCCUGAAAGACUCGCUCUUGGCCCACUCCUCUGACCCGGUUGAGAUGAGGCGGCUCAACUACCAGACUCCAGGCAUGCGCGACCACCCCCCCAUCCCUGUGACGGACCUCGCCGACAACAUCGACAGGCUGAAAGCCAACGACGGGCUGAAGUUCUCCCAGGAGUAUGAGUCCAUUGAUCCGGGGCAGCAGUUCACCUGGGAGAACUCCAACCUGGAGGUGAAUAAACCGAAAAACCGCUAUGCAAACGUGAUCGCCUAUGACCACUCACGCGUCAUCCUGACCUCCAUCGAUGGGGUCCCAGGCAGUGAUUACAUCAAUGCCAAUUACAUUGAUGGGUAUCGGAAGCAGAACGCCUACAUCGCCACGCAAGGACCUCUGCCAGAAACCCUCAGCGACUUCUGGAGGAUGGUGUGGGAACAGAGAACAGCAACGAUAGUCAUGAUGACCAGGCUGGAGGAGAAGUCCAGGGUGAAGUGUGACCAGUACUGGCCAAGCCGGGGCACAGAAACCUAUGGGAUGAUCCAGGUGACGCUGCUGGACACAGUUGAGCUGGCAACCUACACUGUCCGCACCUUUGCACUGUACAAGAAUGGUUCCAGUGAGAAGCGAGAGCUGCGACAGUUCCAGUUCAUGGCUUGGCCCGAUCACGGGGUGCCAGAAUACCCCACCCCGAUCCUGGCUUUCCUGCGACGGGUCAAGGCCUGUAACCCACCAGACGCUGGGCCCAUGGUUGUCCAUUGCAGCGCUGGCGUGGGCCGAACUGGCUGCUUCAUCGUCAUUGACGCCAUGCUGGAGCGGAUGAAGCACGAGAAGACGGUGGACAUCUACGGCCACGUGACGUGCAUGCGCUCGCAGCGCAACUACAUGGUGCAGACAGAGGACCAGUACAUCUUCAUCCACGAGGCCUUGCUGGAGGCGGCCACCUGCGGCAACACCGAGGUGCCUGCACGCAACCUCUUCGCUCACAUCCAGAAGCUGACCCAGGUGCCGCCAGGCGAGAGCGUUACUGCAAUGGAGCUGGAAUUCAAGCUGCUGGCCAACUCUAAAGCACAUACCUCACGUUUCAUCAGUGCCAACCUCCCGUGCAACAAAUUCAAGAACCGCCUGGUGAACAUCAUGCCGUACGAGCUGACGAGAGUCUGUCUGCAGCCUAUCCGGGGUGUCGAGGGCUCCGAUUACAUCAAUGCCAGCUUCAUAGAUGGGUACAGGCAGCAGAAGGCCUACAUCGCCACGCAGGGACCGCUGGCCGAGACCACAGAGGAUUUCUGGCGGAUGCUGUGGGAGCACAACUCCACCAUCGUGGUGAUGUUGACAAAGCUGCGCGAGAUGGGCCGGGAGAAGUGCCAUCAGUACUGGCCCGCGGAGCGCUCCGCCCGGUACCAGUACUUCGUGGUGGACCCCAUGGCAGAGUACAACAUGCCGCAGUACAUCCUCCGGGAUUUCAAGGGGACGGAUGCCAGGGACGGCCAGUCACGGACCAUCCGCCAGUUCCAGUUUACAGACUGGCCUGAGCAGGGAGUGCCAAAGACGGGAGAGGGCUUCAUCGACUUCAUCGGGCAGGUGCACAAGACCAAGGAGCAGUUUGGGCAGGACGGGCCCAUCACGGUGCACUGCAGCGCUGGGGUGGGGCGCACAGGCGUGUUUAUCACGCUCAGCAUCGUGCUGGAGAGGAUGCGCUACGAGGGGGUGGUGGACAUGUUCCAGACGGUGAAGACCUUGCGGACGCAGCGGCCAGCCAUGGUGCAGACAGAGGACCAGUACCAGCUGUGCUACAGGGCGGCACUGGAGUAUCUCGGCAGCUUCGACCACUAUGCAACGUAACUAGUGCUUUCCUCCAGUCGCGGUGGGGAUGUCCGGGAGUGGAGACGGGUCCCUCUGAGCCAGAGCCGCCCAUUCCUCAGUCCUUCUGUACAGACGGAGGAGCUGCCCGGGCAGCAGACCUCCACGCCAACCAGUUUCUGACCACGGCAUUUAGGAACCUCGCCCCGGCGCCAAGCGAGGGAAUCCGACUCCAAAAGCAUUUCCAGUCUCUGGCUGAAUUUCUGCUCAUGUGCAUCUCUCGCCCUCUCACGCGACUGCAUUUCACAGCGAGGCUUUAGGUGGGUGGAAUGGGAUCUUUUUUUUAAACAUGUAAAAUAGUUACUAGUGGUUUUUAUAAUCUCCUC